AUGUCGUACGAAGAGCGCGCCAAUGCGCGCCCUAAUCUGGGCGAUGACUCCGAUGUGGAGGAAGAAGCGCUCGUGAAUGACUACCGCGAGCAGGUCAACUUCGACGAUAGUAUGAGCGAGCUGGACCGGACGACGUCGCUGGGAGCUGGGUCGCAAACGCAGGACCUGCAGGCACAGCUUGCUGCUGCUGCGACCCCACUGGAGUACCAGGCCACCCUGGAGACCAAAUUCGCGAGCUACGACAACUACUGCAGCCUGUUCCACUACAUCCUCAACUCAGAAGGCCCUGUCGAUCUGGAAGUCCCUUCUUACUACUGGGCUUGGGAUGUGAUUGACGAGUUCAUCUACCAAUUCGAGUCUUUCUGCCGCUACCGCAACCGCGUCGCUCGCAGCGGCUCCAACGAGGAGGAGGCACAACUUCUCCGAGAGAACCCGAACACGUGGGGCUGCUACUCGGUGCUCAACGUCCUCUAUUCCCUCAUCCAAAAGUCGCAGAUCAAUGAGCAGCUGGCGGCUAUGAAGCGGGGUGAGGACCCCCUGGCCUAUGCCGGCGAGUAUGGCUCGCGCCCGCUGUACAAGAUGCUGGGAUACUUCUCGAUCAUCGGACUGCUGCGCGUCCACUGCUUGCUGGGUGACUUCAGCCUGGCCCUCAAGACCCUCGACGACAUCGAGAUGAACAAGAAGGCCAUGUUCGCCCGCGUCAUGGCGGCUCACUUCACCACCUACUACUACGUGGGUUUCUCGUACAUGAUGAUGCGUCGCUAUGCCGAUGCCAUCCGCAUGUUCAGCCACAUCCUGGUCUACGUGUCCCGGACCAAGAACUUCCAGAAGGGUGGUAACAGCUACGACGCCAUCGCCAAGAAGAACGACCAGAUGUAUGCUCUGAUCGCCAUUUGCGUCGCCCUCCAGCCCACCCGUCUCGACGACACCAUCCACUCCGCCCUCCGUGAGAAGUACGGUGAGCAGCUCCACCGUCUGCAGCAGGGCGGCCCCGAGGCCCUGCCUCUCUUCGAGGAGCUCUUCCGCUCCGCCUGCCCCAAGUUCAUCAGCCCCACCCCGCCCGACUUCGACAACCCGGCUGUCAACGUCGACCCCGUCGACCACUACACCGGCAUCUUCAUGGAUGAGAUCAAGAACACCAUUCACAACCCUACCAUCCGGUCCUACCUCAAGCUCUACACCACCAUGGAUCUGAAGAAGUUGGCCGGCUUCCUGGAGGUCGAGCCCGAGAAGCUCCGCUCUUGGCUCCUGGUCAACAAGCAGCGCAGCCGCCAGGUCCGCUGGAUCGAGGGUGGUCUUCUGGAGGGCGAGCCCGCCGUUGCCAACGACCUUGACUAUGCCCUGGAGAGCGACCUCAUCCACGUUAGUGAGACCAAGGCCGGUCGCCGCCUGGUCGACUGGUACCUGAGGAACCUGGCCCGUGUCUACUAG
This is a messenger RNA of Aspergillus campestris IBT 28561, 1431 nucleotides long. Its product is annotated as putative eukaryotic translation initiation factor 3 subunit EifCl. Gene Ontology annotation, cellular component: eukaryotic translation initiation factor 3 complex; cytoplasm. Gene Ontology annotation, molecular function: translation initiation factor activity. The record is from RefSeq and is a predicted model, not a curated record. Gene Ontology annotation, biological process: translational initiation. The transcript is spliced from 2 exons. NCBI's taxonomy places the organism in Eukaryota, Fungi, Ascomycota, Eurotiomycetes, Eurotiales, Aspergillaceae. Bases 1 to 1431 code for a protein of 476 amino acids.